CAUUUACCCAGUGAAAUAUCUUAUCCUAAAGAGGUUAGAGCAGAAUACUUCUUCAGCGCUCCAAGGGAUUUUGCUCAGGCCAAAGAUGGAGUUCUGCAUUUCAGCAAUAGCACCAGCUCUGCCCCGAUUCAACCUCUCUGUAGUCUCUUCUUCCCCUUCUUCUCCUUCACUUUUCAAGAAUGAUUUUCUUCAAUCCGAUAGCAGACUAUUGUUCAAUCCUCUCAAGAAAUUGCCAGUUCCAUCUUCCCGCCAAUUGUCUUUCCUACAAAACCCGCCCCACAAAUUAAGUUCGACUUGGUUUAUGGUAUCAGCAGCGCCCUCCGCUGUCGAUAGCACUGUAACUGACAAACUCCCGGCUGAUAUUCAAGUCACUGAAACCCCAGAACCCAAUUCUAGAGUAAGGUUGAGCGUUGAAGUUCCUGCUGAAGUAUGCGACGAUUGUUACCGAAGAGUCAUCAAAGAGUUUAUGAAGCGCGCAAAGGUCCCUGGGUUUCGUGCAGGGAAGAAUGUUCCAGAAAGCAUUCUCAUAGGUUACGUUGGGAAGGAAACCGUUCAGAAGGCGACAAUUGAAUCUAUUCUGAAGAGAACUCUUCCACAUGCCAUGUCUUCGGUGAGUAAAAGAGCCUUAGAAGACUCAGUCCGCAUUUCAACGAAGUUUCCAGAGAUGGAAAAGACUUAUUCUUCUAUGAAAUCUCUGAGAUAUGAUGUUAUCGUUGAUGUGGCACCUGAAGUCAAAUGGAUACCUGAAAAUGGAUAUCAGAAUUUGAAGAUUGUUGUUGAGAUUGACAAAGAAAUAGAUGCUCAGACUGCUGCCGAACAGGAAUUAAGACGUCGACACAAGGCCCUUGGUGCACUAAAAAUUGUAACUGAAAGAGGACUUGAGGUAGGUGAUGUUGCUGUUCUUGAUAUAUCAGCAACAACAAUCGAGCAAGACGAAUCAGCUGCUAAAAGAAUACCAUCUGCUGAUAGUAAAGGGUUUCAGUUUGAUACAGAAGAUGGAGAUAAAAUACUACCUGAUUUCGUGGACUCAGUUAUUGGAAUAAAACGUGGUGAAACAAAGUAUUUUCCUUAUGUAUUUCCCCAAUCGUGGAAACAAGAAGAUCUUCGCGGUGUUAGUGCUCAAUUUACAGUUGAAUGUAAAGAACUAUUCUACAGAGAUUUACCUGAACUAGAUGACUCCCUCGCUGAUAGGAUUCUCUCUGGAUGCACCACCAUUGAAGAGGUGAGGGAAACGCUGCUGCAGAAAUUUCUUGAAGUGGAGCAAACAGCUAAGGAACAAGCAACGGACAAUGCCAUUCUAGAUCAAUUACAGAAAAUGAUCGAAGUUGAUAUUCCUCAAUCAUUGUUUGAGGAACAAGCCAGGCAGAUUUAUGGAGCCCAACUCUUGCAAAUUCAGGCAAAUAUGAAACUCAGUGAACAACAAAUGGCGUCUCUAUCAAGUCCGAAGGCAGUGAAGGAGUUCAUGGAAAGCCAAAAAGAAAAUAUAACAAGUAUUAUAAAGCAGAAUAUAGCUGUUGGUGACAUAUUUAAACGUGAAAAUUUGCAGAUUUUAUCAGAUGAGUUGAUCAAGGAGGUUGAGAACUCGAUUGCUGAAUUCAAACGUCAUAACCAAGAAUAUGACGAGGAGCGUGUACGAGGACAGGUACAAGAGGUACUCGAGGGAGCAAAAGUGCUUGAAUGGCUGAGAGAGCGUGCAGAUAUACAAUAUAAAAUGAAGUGAGGAAUGGAGAUCAGAGUUCAGUAUGCUUUUACUUUUAUCAGUGAAGAAGACAUGGGCGUCUUUGUUGAGAAAGAAAUUGUGGGCACGAGCACAAUCAGAGCAAAUGGUGUAAGAUCAUCUUCUAGUGAGAGCAGAAUGUGAAGAGGCUCUUUGGUUCUGUAAAGGACGAAGAAUAGAUCGAACAUAAGAUCCAAGCGCUUCAACAUUCCGAUAGAAGGCAAGAGUGCUAAAGCUUUCAGUCAAUUUAGCUUCAGUUUUGGCAAGAUAACUAAUUGUCGACAUCUUCUUGAUAGAACGAUUCUACUGAUAGUAGUACCUUCUUCAGAAUAAGAGUUCGAGUUAAACAAAAUUGAUGAUAGUAUAAUCAGCUCAUCUUCAGAUUUUCAUUUGAUUAUCUGCUAUCUACACAGCCUUUGAUACAUCGAAAUCGACCUACUACUUUUUUCCC
Olea europaea var. sylvestris is the source of this 2168-nucleotide messenger RNA. RefSeq names its product trigger factor-like protein TIG, Chloroplastic. Gene Ontology annotation, molecular function: peptidyl-prolyl cis-trans isomerase activity; protein folding chaperone; ribosome binding. Bases 86 to 1720 code for a protein of 544 amino acids. Gene Ontology annotation, biological process: protein unfolding; 'de novo' cotranslational protein folding; protein transport. The record is from RefSeq and is a predicted model, not a curated record. The transcript has 13 exons. Lineage: Eukaryota; Viridiplantae; Streptophyta; Magnoliopsida; Lamiales; Oleaceae.